ACCGAAUAAUAGAUAAAUAACGAUUAAAACAUCGAAAUUGAUAGAACUAUCUACUCGCCUGACCAAUCCCAUUGUCAUAAAAAUGGCAUACAGGGGAGUUCAAACUUCUAAGGUGUCUCCUGCAUACCUACACGGAAACAGCACCAGUCAUACUUUCGCUUUCAGUGCAGUUGCAGAACUUCUUGACAAUGCUUAUGAUCCUGAUGUGAAUGCCUCUGAAAUAUGGAUUGAUAAAAGAUCUAUCAAUAAUACUAUUUGUUUAACAUUUGUUGAUAAUGGAUAUGGAAUGGAUCCAAACAAGCUGCAUAAAAUGCUGAGUUUUGGUUAUUGUGAAAAAGAAGCAGUUGGAAGUCAUCAACCAAUUGGACAUUAUGGUAAUGGGUUUAAGUCUGGAUCCAUGAAAUUAGGGAAUGAUGCACUUGUUUUUACACGUCAGGAACACUAUAUGAGUGUUGGUAUGCUAUCACAGACUUACUUGAAGAACAUCAAAGCAGAGACAGUUCUGGUUCCAAUAGUCUCCUGGUCAUUGCCUGAUAAGAUGAGAAGUAACACAGGAGAUGUGAAGAGUAAUUUACAAUCCAUACUUCAACAUUCCAUUCUAAAGACAGAGAAAGAUCUACUUAACGAACUGGAUUCUAUGGAGAAACUCAAGACUGGCACUAAAAUAAUUAUAUACAACUUAGCAAGAAUAGGAAAUGGAAAUUUAGAGUUAGAUUUUGACAGUGACCCUUUAGACAUCAGAAAUCCAGAUACCCAUGUUAAGGAUUAUUCUACCAUUAACAGAAUACAAGCAGAAUCCAAACCACGAUACAAAGUUUCACUCAGGGAUUAUUGCAGCAUACUUUAUCUUAAACCAAAAAUGAAAAUUGUUAUUCGUGGGAAGAAAGUCAAGACAAAACUAAUACAGAAAAGUUUAUCACAGACAGAAAUAGAUACCUACAGACCAACAUGGGCUGAGAGACCAAUACCUAUCAGGUUUGGAUUUACAUCAAGUAAAAACAGUGAUGAUUAUGGUAUUAUGAUGUACCAUAAAAAUAGAUUAAUACGAGCUUAUGAGAAAAUUGGAUACCAGAAGCAGCCAAAUGAACUUGGAAUUGGUGUUGUUGGUGUAGUUGAUUCCUAUUUUCUUACUCCAAUACAUAACAAACAAGAUUUCCAAAGAGAUGAUAAGUACAGUGCAUUUAUGACUAAUGCUGCUCAAAAAUUAAACGAUUACUGGAAUGAAAAAAGAGGAGGCAAUGAGAAGACUGUACCACAAAAUAAACAAACAGUUCCUGAUUGGACCUGGGCUCAGUGUGAUAAUUGUUUGCGGUGGAGAAGAUUGACAACAGGAAUGACAUCUGAGGAUCUCCCAGAUAAAUGGUUCUGUCAUAUGAAUGCAGAUGCACAAUUCAAUCGAUGUGCAAUUCCUGAAGAGCCUGAAGAUGAGGAUGAAGCACUGUCAGGAGCUACUUACAAGAAAACAUUUAAAAAACAACAGCAAGAAAAGAAAAUAAAAAUCAAAUUUAUGGCUGCAGAGCAAAAUAGAACACGAGAAAUGUUAUUAGCAGCAAAGGAAAAAGAACUUGCUAGAAAGGAACAAGAAAUGAAAAAGAAAACUGCUGUAGGAGAGGUAUCUAGCACAGCAGGUUCUCCAUCUGUGAAUCCAAACUCUAUGACUCCAGUUCAAAUCAGAAGGAUGAAAAAAGAUCUUGACAAACUGAUGAAAGAGAAGCAGAAUAAAGAAAAAGAAAUAAGUGAACUUAAAAGACAAAAAACUAUGAGCGAAAGAAUUUGUCGUGAAUAUCAGAAAAAGGCACGACAUUUGAAUUUAGAUAAUUUAAUUUCAAGUGUCAAUAAACAGAUUGAGGAAGACACUAGAGACGUUACAUCAACAAGUGGGACAAUUCAGAUAAAGACAGAAGAAGGAGAUAUUGUAGAUAUUAUACCAGUGGAGGGACCAAGUACAUCAGGAACAAACAAUUCUAACAAAAACAACAAUAAAGUGGUAGAUCUGACAAUAGAUUCUGAUGAAGAGGACGGACCUUCAGCACCAAAGAUCUCUAGACUGGAAGAUAUUAAACCUGACAUAUCUAAAAUAAAGAUAGAACCUAAACAAGAACAGUCUAAAGCGGUAAAUAAUACUCAACAUCAAAAUACUCAGACAGAUAAUACAGAGGAAACUAAAACAAGACAAAGACUAAAUAAUUUACAGGUUAAUGUUCAUAAAUUGUUGAAAAUGAUUGUUCCAGACGAAGAUCUAGGUAAACCUGAAAAUGUUGAGGAUAUUGUAACUGCUAUGAUUUUACAUAACUCAUGAACAUGUAUGGAACGUGCAAUUGUCACAGUUAAUUUUUUUGCCAGUGAAAAACUCAAAACAAAUAUGAUUUUCUAUUUAUAGUUACAAAUCAUAGAAGUCAUCUGCAGAAAAAAAUGUAAAUAUGGGUUGUUCCAGAAAAGUUACUUGACGUUUAAGUUUCUGUGGAUUGUUUGGUGGUGUACACAUUUUAGAAUUGUUCAAGAAUUACUCUGGAUGAUGGAGGCUUACAAAAAAGUGCCUUCAAAGAUCAGUAUGAAGGUCAUUUGCAAACAAUUGCUUUGCAUUUUAUCUUCAAAUAUUACAUAAUUACCCGGUAUGCAGUCAAUGAACUAACUUGAUAAAAUCUGUAGUAUUUAUUUUUUAAUUCAAUUUUAUUAUUCUGGACUUAGUAAUUAAUAUUAAAAUAUAUAUAUAUAUAUGAAAGCCAGUUUGCAAGAAAAAAUUAUAACAUUUUACCUUGUAUAAAUCAA
Molecule: messenger RNA, 2769 nt
Organism: Mytilus californianus (California mussel)
Lineage: Eukaryota; Metazoa; Mollusca; Bivalvia; Mytilida; Mytilidae
Product: MORC family CW-type zinc finger protein 3-like
Exons: 17
Coding region: 83-2299 (738 amino acids)
Cellular component (GO): nucleus
Molecular function (GO): ATP hydrolysis activity; zinc ion binding
Source: RefSeq, a predicted model, not a curated record